Pseudocercospora fijiensis CIRAD86 is the source of this 2814-nucleotide messenger RNA. RefSeq lists its product as uncharacterized. Gene Ontology annotation, biological process: copper ion import; iron ion transport; intracellular iron ion homeostasis. Gene Ontology annotation, molecular function: ferric-chelate reductase activity. Gene Ontology annotation, cellular component: plasma membrane. NCBI's taxonomy places the organism in Eukaryota, Fungi, Ascomycota, Dothideomycetes, Mycosphaerellales, Mycosphaerellaceae. The transcript is spliced from 2 exons. The record is from RefSeq and is a predicted model, not a curated record. Bases 250 to 2814 code for a protein of 854 amino acids.
GACAGAAUGAUCAUCAUGAACCCCGAAUGUUGAAUCUGCGCAGCCUUGGACAGUAAUGAGCACCACUUUAUGUCGUACUAAGCGGGCUGGCCUCCGAAACAUCGAAUGGUAACACGCUCCAUCCUCAUCAGCAUCGAUACGACUCGUGCAACCUACGUUCUUCUGUGUAAUCGACCCUCGAGCACAAAGAAUUGUGCGCAUUGAAACGUCAGUCAUCAAUUUCCGCAUGAUCGAUUCGACGACCUCAAGAUGCCAUCGUUAGCAGACUUGUUGGCCAAGCGAGCUGGCCUGGUUGUAGCAUCCACUCGAGACGUAGCUUCAGAUGUUUCUGAAACUAUGUCCAAACUGGAGAAGCGCAUAAACAUACCGUACAACAGCAGCAGCCCACCUGGACUGAUCGAAGCAGAGACUGUUGAUCCCUGGAGCCAAUCCGGCAAAUAUGCGUUGGGAUGGGUUUAUUUCAGCAUUAUACUGUUGGUUUCGACCAUGGUCAUUUUUUGGUACCACUACUGGAACGACAAAAUCAGAGUGGCUUCACACAAGGAGAUUCAGGAAGAAUUUGCAAAGACAGCUUCUCCAGCGACAGAUUACGAACACUCCGCCCUCAGCACUGAUCGAUCUACAAAAAGGUUCUUCCCACAAGAGGCGCCACUUCCACAAGCAACAAAUGCGGGCCUCCAAUCUGCUCGGCUGCCAUGGGCAGUGAGGAAGAUCCUUGCUCUGUCUCGAUAUAUUUUCUAUCAUCCCAUACCGAAUGUGCGAAUACAUAGAAAGAUGAGACCGAUCGUCUUUCCCUCAAUAGGAGUCCUGGUCAUCGUUUUUGCAGCUCUGGCAUUCACAAUUCUAUAUUGCUUCGUACCGCAACCACUGUUCUGGCAAUCAAUUCAAUAUGGAUCUCCGCCACUAGCCAUUCGCUCUGGAAUGAUUGCCGUUGCAUUGAUGCCCUGGAUUAUAGCUCUCAGCUCAAAGGUCAAUUUUAUCUCCAUCUUGACCGGGAUCGGACACGAGCGACUGAACGUGUUGCAUCGAUGGCUUGCCUAUAUAUGCUUGAUCCUAAGCAUCAUACACACUGUUCCAUUCUACGUCACGCCUGUAUAUGACAAUGGAGGACUGCAAGUGUUUCAAAGAUUGUUAAAGAUGCAGCAGUCCGGAGUGUACAUUUAUGGCACUGGUAUUGCGGCAUUGGUGCCUUUGAUAUUCCUCUGCGUACAUUCUUCAACGCCGCUUCGACGAAUGUUCUAUGAGCUGUUCGUCAUGGUACAUGUGCCCGUCGCUAUCGUCUUCAUAGGCAUGCUAUUUUGGCAUUGCCACAACUACCUCACGUCCUGGCACUACCUCUGGUCUACGGUGGCCCUUUGGCUGGCGUCCUAUUGUGGCAGACUAUUCUACCUAAACUGGACACGCCCGAGCAGGGUAUCGUGGGGGAUAGGUGAGGAAGCUGCAGUGACUGUGCUCGAGGAGAAUGCUGUCAAGGUGACCAUUCCUACGCAGAUGAGGUGGAAGCCGGGACAGUAUGUUUAUCUGCGUAUGCCUGGCAUUUCGCUUGUGGAAAACCACCCUUUCACCAUUGCAUCUCUAUGCAGCGACGACUAUCCAUCAGAAUAUGGCGACCAGUACCGCGACAUGGUUCUAGUCUUCCGACCGUUCAGUGGAUUCACCAAGAAAGUCCUAAACAGCGCGCUCGAUCACGGACCGUGGUGGACAUAUCAUGCUUUCAUCGACGGUCCAUAUGGAGGUAUGCGACGUCAGCUGGACUCAUUCGAGCACGUUGUGUUGGUGGCCGGUGGCACUGGCAUAACUGCGAUCGUGUCCCACCUGCUGGACCUCAUCAAGCGCAUGAGAGACGGCAAAGCUGUCACCAAGACUGUGAAUCUUAUCUGGGCUUUGAAAAGGCCAGAGACGAUGGAAUGGUUCAAGGAAGAGCUUCGGAUCUGUCGCGAAUUCGCACCGCCUGAUACUGUCAGUUGCCAGUUUUAUAUCACUGCAGCCAAACGACAAGCACAUACGGGUAAGCUCGUGAGUGCACAAACGCCGAAUCGUCCUGUCAGCAUGGUACUGCAUGACAAAGUCAACGACGUCUUUCAGAACAUUGCGAGUAACCGCUUUUCGAUCAGCUCAAAUCGCCACUCGUUCAAUUCGUACAGGAAUUCGGCCAUGAUCAAAGAGGAAGCUGGCGGCGAUCCAGAGCGAGAGAAGCAGCUUCGCGAAGAGAACGAAGACCGAAUACGGCCUCUUCCGCAAGCUCAACUCAAGCCCAUGCGUAGUCCAUCCAAUGCUCACCUCACACCUCCAGGCGAGCUGCAGAGACGAACCGACAGUCGUUCUCCAGCACGAAGUUCGACAAACACAGACAUCGAGAGUUCCAAGGACCCUCCCCACAUGCCACCUCAUCCGACUCUGCAUGAAAAACGAAGAACUCGUUCCCUGUCCGUGGACAUAUCAUCUGCUCAAUCCGCGCAAGCAACUCAAAUGCAACAGUACACUGAAUCCAACGACAAAUCAAACUUCGACUUUGGAUUCCCUUCCACGCCGACCGAGUUUCAAAAGAACCUCAUGCGAUUCGCUUUCAUGCCAGCAGCAGUCAAAUCACGACGCAGCGGAUGGAGCGUGGAAUGGGGACGGCCUGAAAUUCCUUACAUGCUGAGGGAAAUGAGUCGAGAAUGGUCGGGCCGCAAAGCCUGUGUGUUUGUAUGUGGACCGCCGAGCAUGAGGUGCGAUGUCUCCAACUCGGUAGCCGAGAUGCAGAAAGGCAUUCUCUCCGGAACCAAAGAGCUGGACGAGAUCUACUUGCAUACAGAGAACUACGCGUUGUGA